UCUUUGUUCUUGGACUUGUUACCUUUUCACUGCUUUUAUCCUUAACUACUAAAACCUCAAGAACAUGUUUUUAAAGCCCAAUUUGUAGCAGUGAAAUGGUGACUGAUAUUCUUCUGCGGUUUUUCUAAAUAGACUUAGAGAAGUAGCUAGACAAGAGUGCAUGAAACAUUGAGUCAUCGGUGUAAAAAAGUGGUUUAUCUUUUGGCAAAGUAAUACUGCUUUUGGUUUCUUUUAUGGGUUGUCAUUGUCAGUAUUGUUGGAACAUAAAAUAUAGUUAUGUUUCCUUAAUCAGGAACUCUUAAUAAUCAAGUUUAUUAAGAGUUCUGAUGUUCAAAUUAUAUCGGUAGUAGUUUGUACGUACUGCACAAAACCAUGGUAUAUUGCUCAAUGCUCUUAAGGCAAGGAAUUCCUUGAAAAUUCUGCUUUUAUGAAGCAUAUUCUUUAUUGGCAGUUCUUCAUUUUCCCCAGCUAAAAGUCUGUAUCCUUUGGAAGGGCUCAGUUCCAGGUUGCAUUUUAAAUGAAACACCUUCCGGGUGAAUUCAAUGGGAAGGGAACAAAAAGCCUCUCUGAAUCCCACAGAAUUCAUGUAAUUCAAGCCUGUUCAAUUCUAAAAUAGUUUUGGAGAAGUUCCCAGAUCUCCUGCCUUGCUGAGUUGUUCUUGCAGUCUCUUUAAACAUUUUAUUUCCUCACUGUGUUUUUCUGAUAUUUUUGUAUAGAUGUGAACAAGAAGACAUUGAGUUAAAGCACAACUCCGCCUUAAAGCAGUUAAGGAGAGAGUUCAAUACCCAACUGGCUCAAAAAGAAAAAGAAAAGGAAAUGGCAGUAAAAGAGACGAUCAGUAAAGCCCAGGAGGUAGAAGCUGAGCUGAUAGAAAAUCAUCACAUAGAGACAAUACGAUUACACAAAAAGAUUGCUGAAAAAGAUGAUGAUCUAAAAAGAACUGUGGAAAAAUUUGAAGAAAUCCUUGAGGCACAGCUUGCAAAGAAGACAACAGUAGUCAAUGAUUCAAAACGGAAAGAGCAGGAAUUGAAGGAGCAGAUUCAUGUACUGGAAGACCAGCUGAAAAAGUAUGAGAAGAAAAUGUACAUCACGUCAGUUGGAACACCGUACAGAGGUAAAGGCACAGUUUUAAACACGGAUAAUUUUUUUUGGUUGAAAUUUAUGAAAUAUGCUUUGAUUUAGAUAAUUUAUUAAAAUGUCAAUCUCUCUAAAACACUUGGGUGAUAUUUUUAUGACAUCAUCGUUUUGUCUGGUUUGUUAUAAUAGAGGUGGUGUGUGAUUUCAGAUGAGCAAAUCACGCACCAUUUUGUUUGAUGUUUAUUUUUAUAUCAUACAGUUAAAAGAUCUCUGUCAGAGUUCUUAAGCUUUCUGUAUCUCAAGAAGCGGUAGAGGCAGUGGCACUAGAAAGUCGGUGGGGAGGAAUUAUCAUUUGUCUUUGCUAAUUCAGUAGACGUUUAAAAAUAUUAGAUUUUACAGAUCUUCCUUUUGUUACACGCCUGGGCUUUUGCUUUCUAAUUGUAGUGUUACAGAAAAGGGACAGCUGAUUUAGGCCUCAAAGAUGCAGGUUGCAUCAGACGAGCCAGGCUAAACAAGUGACACACAAGCAGUCGUGGUUGAGAGAGGAGCAGGGCAUGGAAGGACACGGGUGAAACUUUCUGCACUGCUUGAUAAGGUUGUGAUUUGAGUUGUUAGUGGUGCAUGAUAGUUAAUGAACUCUUCAGAUGAAUUUUAUACGAUACGGCCAGGCCAACUUUCUUUUUCUUCACUUGCAACUGAGAAGCUUUGCACGGUUGCCAGGAAUUGAUUCAGUGCACGUGAAACAAUCGCUGUCUGUCGGCUGAAAGGCAGUGGUUUGACUGCAGCAUUGCCACAGCAAGAAAAACUUCGGAUGUUUCCAUUGCUGGUUCUCACAGUGCAGCUGACGGCCCGUCUUCCUCUCUUGCAGUCAUGCAAAUACAGCCUUCAAUACAAAACAAUAUCUGUUUCAAAGCUAAAAAACCCAACCUGUUCAUCUUAGCAAACAGUCAUGGUUUCUACUUUAUUUUGUGUUCUUUUAAACCUUUAAAUACAGCAGUCGAUGCACUUUAUGGCACUUCAAACGCAAAUAGAGUUUGGACUGUUUGCCUUGAUCACUUCUUGACAAAAUCAGCAACUGUUUUUUCUGUUGCUGAUAAUUGAAUUGAUGAUAACAACAGACAAAACAAUUUGCGACACUGUUGUAGAAAGCAUGUUUGGAAUUUAAAUUGUCAUCACGCUGCCUUGCAGUGCUGCUGUGAAAAACGGUCAGGGGUUCUCAGCUGCAUUUGAAGCAUAUCGCAGAAGGGCUUGAUUUUGACCUUAAUGUCAGCAAUUACCUGUUGUACUUCCACAAUUUAAGCUAAUAGGUAUGGGAACUGUUGAGACCUCAUUAUUGGAUUGUAGUUUCUUAGGGUAUUUCAAGUGUUUUUGGGACUGAUGUCAGCAGAUAGCCAGCAAAUGGGACGAUAUUCUCGCGUGUAUAAAACUUAGAAAUUGAGACAAUGAUGGCUUCAUUGUGAAAACAGUGAUUUUUUUGAGUGUACAGGAGGCUUUUUGCUAGCCAUAAAAUGUUACUUCAUCAUUUCAGUUUUGAUGACAGGCCUUAUGCAACUCUUUUUCAAUGGAUUGAGAUGCAGUGACAUGGUAGACUGAUUAUUUACCGUGAGACUCAUGACUUUUGCCACAGGUUGUUUUGUUUUGUCACAGCUUCUCAGCUGUUUUGCUGAUACUGGGAUGGAAUUACUGUCUGGGAAUCACUUACUGAUUUGACAAUUUUGACCUGAAAUGCUCUCAUCUCCUAUACGUAUCAACAAGUAACAUCAUUAUUAUUUUAAGUGCUUCUAAGUUGCUUUCGAUAGUGUAACAUUUGUUCGUUUGUUCUAACUUUUCUUUCUUCCAGUCAUGGCUACGACCAUCUUGAAGCAGUUGCGAUGAGAAUGUCUCAUGGCGCUGCUGCUUAGAAAUAAUGUUUUUAUCUGUGCUCUUGUCCCUCGAGAAGGGACAAGGAGACAGGCUAGGAUUCAAGGUCACAAAUGGAACAGCAGAACCCAAAACUCAGCACCACCUUUGACCAUGAAUCUAGAUAAGAAAAAUCCCAAUAACACAAACCUAUUUUCAGUGCUACAUGAAAAGUAUAAGUUUCUCAGCUGUACCAUUAAGGAGCCGAGCCAUUGCAUGGACUUGGUACUCAGGAUAAAACUUCAGGGUCACAAGGAUCAAGCUCUCAUGGAGAGGCCCCAGGCUGGACUCGGCAGCAGAAGGAAGCUGGACUCAGGAAUUGAAUUCAGGAAGGUGCGGAUGCCGGGUAGCAGAAAAGACAGACAAGGUCUUCACUGCAUGCUGGCCAUCCAAGAAGAGAGCUUGACCCUCGUAAUCCCUCAGCUGGUUAUCCUGAGUAUGACAAGAAUGGAGUGGAAUACUCUGUUGGUCAGUUUGGGUUCACCUGUCCUGUCCGUUCCUCCCUGGAGGUGUGACCCUUUCUUUUCAU
Messenger RNA from Cuculus canorus (common cuckoo), 3505 nucleotides. Its product is annotated as golgin subfamily A member 4-like. NCBI's taxonomy places the organism in Eukaryota, Metazoa, Chordata, Aves, Cuculiformes, Cuculidae. Gene Ontology annotation, cellular component: Golgi apparatus. Gene Ontology annotation, molecular function: small GTPase binding. Gene Ontology annotation, biological process: Golgi vesicle transport. The transcript has 4 exons. The record is from RefSeq and is a predicted model, not a curated record. Bases 817 to 1182 code for a protein of 121 amino acids.